This is a messenger RNA of Zalophus californianus (California sea lion), 892 nucleotides long. RefSeq names its product nuclear nucleic acid-binding protein C1D-like. Gene Ontology annotation, biological process: regulation of gene expression; maturation of 5.8S rRNA. Gene Ontology annotation, cellular component: nucleolus; exosome (RNase complex). Gene Ontology annotation, molecular function: DNA binding; RNA binding. NCBI's taxonomy places the organism in Eukaryota, Metazoa, Chordata, Mammalia, Carnivora, Otariidae. The record is from RefSeq and is a predicted model, not a curated record.
AUGACGAUGGAUCACCUCAUUCACACCUCUCACAUGUCAGAUGAGGUCUUCACUGCACUCCCAGAUGAUUCCCAGAAACUCUGCCUGUACUUAGUGCAGGGACUGGCCACAGCAGCACACAUACAGCAAGAAGAGAUCACACAGAAGACCAAGGGGUGGGAUCAGCCAGUCAACAGUGGGCCCAAAGAGAAUUUUUGCCCUGGACAUUGGGAGAGCAGAAUCAGCUCCCAAGACAGAGACAUUUCCAUCGCCGUGGUUCUUCAAAGAGGAAGAAGAUGUCAGAAUUGGGAAAUACAGUGGGGCCAGCUCACCGAAAGUAUGUCAAAGCCUAUGAGGGAGUACGGGCCUCAAGGGGCGAGAGGAACACCAGUGGAAAGGAAGGCCGGCGAGUUGGUCAUAACGGCAGGUGAAGAAAUUAAUGAAGACUAUCCAGUAGAAAUUCAUGAGUAUUUAUCAACAUUUGAGAAUUCCAUUGGUGCUGUGGAUGAGAUGCUGAAGACCAUGAUGUCUGUUUCUAGAAAUGAGCUGUUGCAGAAGUUGGACCCUCUUGAGCAAGCCAAAGUGGAUUUAGUUUCUGCUUACACAUUAAGUUCAAUGUUUUGGGUUUAUUUGGCAACUCAGGGAGUUAAUCCUAAGGAACAUCCAGUAAAGCAGGAAUUGGAAAGAAUCAGAAUAUACAUGAACAGAGUCAAGGAAAUAACCAAGAAAAAGGCUGGCAAGCUGGACAGAGGUGCAGCUUCAAGAUUUGUGAAAAAUGCCCUUUGGGAACCAAAACCUAAAAAUGCAUCCAAAGUUGCCAAUAAAGGAAAAAGUAAAAAUUAACCCUUUGGUUUUGAUGUACACAUAAUGUAAAAGUACGUCACUUUUAUUGUUUUCCACAAAAUAGAUGAUU